AAGGUAGUACUAUAUCACAUUAUGUCCGAAGUUUCAACCCUUGUUAACUCCCAAGGAGUCAAAGAAUUAUCGCAUGAUGAAGUAUUAACUAACUCCAUCGCAUAUCAACAUUACUUCAACAGAUAUAACGAGUUUACCAGCACUCAUAAAUCAACUCUUGACAUCAAGGAACGCCUAUUUCCAAACUUGACUGGCGAUACUCUUGUUGGGCCAGACAAGAUUAACUUAAGAACACCUUCAUUAUAUUUCAUUCAAGACUCAUUUCUUCAACAAGAGCAAGAUAUUGAAGACUCUAAAAAUGAAAAUUUUGCAAUUACUUUUUUCCAUUUGGGUAACAAAUUAUCAGGACAUAAUGGGAUUGUCCAUGGUGGAUUAUUAGCUACUUUGUUAGAUGAAUUAACUUGUAGAUUGGCUUUUUUAAAUUUCAAAAGUAAGAGAGGUGUUACUGCAAAUUUGAAUAUUAACUACAAACAACCAACUUAUACAGAUAAUUUUGUCAUGAUUAAAUGUGAAAUUAUAAAGAAACAAGGUAGAAAAUGCUGGGUUAAGGGAGAUGUUUAUAAAGUUGAUAUUAACGAUAGCAAUAUUGAAGCUAGUGAAAAUUUAUUAACUAGUUGUGAAGUAUUGGUGAUUGAACCUAAAUGGGUUGAAAAGAUCCAAAAUGGAUCUGAGUAGAUGUAUAGUGUAAUAGAGUUGUAUUUUUCAAUAAAUUAUUCCAAA
This is a messenger RNA of Spathaspora passalidarum NRRL Y-27907, 720 nucleotides long. RefSeq lists its product as uncharacterized. The transcript has a single exon. Lineage: Eukaryota; Fungi; Ascomycota; Pichiomycetes; Serinales; Debaryomycetaceae. Bases 22 to 675 code for a protein of 217 amino acids. The record is from RefSeq and is a predicted model, not a curated record.